GUUCCAGUGUAAUGGCGGCGUCCACUGAUGUAGGCGUUUAUGACAGCCUUAUCUUUUGCUGUCUUCGUCUGUAUGUAGCGCUCACAAGUGGCGCCGAGAGGUAGGAGAGCUGCGUGAUGUCUGCUCUGCCCGACGAGCUCCUUUUGUAUAGCACACCUGACAAGUACAUUAUUGAACCUGCAAAUGUUUCGGAGAAGAGCCUGAUCAUUGAUAGGGUGUCGCGCGAGGUUACACUGUCUGCAAAGCCGGACAUACCGCCACAGGCUGUGAGCAAAGUUAUCUAUGGCAUUGUCGGAGUCAUCAACCUCCUUGCAGGCCCCUACCUCAUUGUGAUCGUCGAUCGCCGGAGGGUGGGCGAAAUCAACGGUCAGGUGAUAUGGCGGAUAAAAGCAACAGAGGCAUACUCUUACACAAAAACGUCCUUGCACCUGACAGAAGAACAGAUUCAGUACAACAAGCAGUACACUGCAAUGGUCCAGUCGGUGCUGAGCACACCAAACUUUUACUACUCAACCACAUACGACCUGAGCCACACGCUUCAGCGGCUCUACAACACGACGCCAGACUUCCUCCAGAUGGGGCUCAUGGAGCGUGCAGACUACAGGUUUGUCUGGAACCACUAUUUGAUGAGCGAGUUUAGCAAUCAAGUGGAGCUUCAGAAGUUCUGCCUGCCCAUCAUUCAUGGCUUCGUGUACAUCAAGACGUGUGCUAUCAACGGCCGUGGGUUCACAUUUGCCCUGAUUUCUCGACGGAGCUGCUAUCGGGCUGGGACGCGCAUGUUCAUGAGGGGCCUGGACAGUGAGGGCCAUGCUGCCAACUUUGUGGAGACCGAGCAGAUUAUCGAGGGUGACAGUGCACGCAGCUCUUUUGUCCAGACCCGAGGAUCCAUUCCAUUGUUCUGGUCCCAACUCCCUGACCUGCGGUACAAACCUCCCCCCACUUUGAGUAACGGGUAUGACCAUCUUCAAGGGUUCCAGAAACACUUUGACAAUCAAAUUUUCACCUAUGGGAAGCAAGUGAUAAUUAACUUGAUUGACCAGAAAGGCCCAGAGAAGUCAUUGGGCAAGGCCUUGCAAGAUGUUUCCACCAUUGCAAACAACAGCAACAUCAAAUAUGAGCCCUUUGACUUCCAUCACGAGUGCAGGCAGAUGCAGUGGGAUCGGUUGUCCAUACUUAUGGAUAGGAUCCAGCAUGACCAGGACUCCUUUGGGUUCUUCAUGAUGCUGUACGACGGCUCCGUUCCUCUGGUGCAAGACGGAGUGUUUCGCACUAACUGCAUUGAUUGCUUGGACAGAACCAACGUGGUGCAGUCAUUGCUCGCAAGGCGAAGCUUUGAACAGCAAAUGCUGCGGACAGGAGUCCUACAGCCUGGGGAGACUAUGAAGCACCAUCCCACGUUUGAAACGUUGUACAAGAACGUGUGGGCCGACAACGGUGACUUCUGCAGCAUUCAGUAUGCUGGUACUGGUGCUCUCAAGACUGACUACACAAGAACGGGAAAGCGCACUGUGCUCGGUGCGAUGAAGGAUGGCUACAACUCCGGUAUACGCUACCUCAAGAAUAACUUCUAUGAUGGCUUCAGGCAGGAUGCCAUCGACCUCUUCCUCGGGAACUACAGAGUGCAAGACGGGGAAGGUGCAUCUACUCCUUGUCCUCUAACCGUUCGUCGGGACCUCAAGUACUUAGCGCUGCCAAGCUUUUUGCUUUUGGCAAUUGCGUGCUGCUUUAUGUGCUUGCUCAUUCCGUCAGUCUACAGCAUGGAGACCUUCAUGUACUUCCUGUUUUGGUUCAUGAUGAUUGUACUCACCCUGUUCGCUAUUGUGCUCAAUGGGACCGAAUUUGUGGACUUCCCUAAGUUGCGGGACCUCAGGCCUAGGAGGAGGCAGGACUAGCCAGCAUUCAGUUCUCGUGGGAGCAUGUUCCCAGGUUUUUGUCUUUCUCCUUUAGUUUGAAUCCAUCAGUUGUACUGCACUUUUAACCUUGUGAGUAAAGCUGCUGUGGGAUGCACUUCUAAAUGGCAUGAAUUGCAUAUAAGGAUAGGAAAAUAUGCAAAUCUUUCUAUACUAACUGCUGUUAAUUGUUCCUUAGUCUUUAUGAGUCCAGUACUCUCGUUGAAAUCUGCUGCUAGUGUGCUUAACGAAAAAUAAAAUAUGUCUAACAGUA
Molecule: messenger RNA, 2163 nt
Organism: Ixodes scapularis (black-legged tick)
Lineage: Eukaryota; Metazoa; Arthropoda; Arachnida; Ixodida; Ixodidae
Gene: Sac1
Product: phosphatidylinositol-3-phosphatase SAC1
Exons: 20
Coding region: 117-1892 (591 amino acids)
Biological process (GO): phosphatidylinositol dephosphorylation
Cellular component (GO): endoplasmic reticulum
Molecular function (GO): phosphatidylinositol-4-phosphate phosphatase activity
Source: RefSeq, a predicted model, not a curated record